Molecule: messenger RNA, 1435 nt
Organism: Ornithorhynchus anatinus (platypus)
Lineage: Eukaryota; Metazoa; Chordata; Mammalia; Monotremata; Ornithorhynchidae
Gene: BMT2
Product: base methyltransferase of 25S rRNA 2 homolog
Biological process (GO): negative regulation of TORC1 signaling
Source: RefSeq, a predicted model, not a curated record
GGAGGCGGAGGCGGAGGCGGGCCGCCCCGGGAGCGGCAGCGGGAGCAGGAACGGAAGCUGGAGCAGGAGAAGCUGUCCGUGGUGAAGAGCGUCCACCGGCGGCUCCGCAGGAAGUACCGGGAAGUGGGAGAUUUUGACAGUUGGCGGGAGCACUGCGAGGAUGAGGAACUUUGCGAAUACGCGUGGCGAUGAAGAACUUGCAGAUAAUCACUGGGCAAGACGUGUGAAGGGGAGGGUCGCAUUGAAUGGUGUUCCAGUGUGUGCCGGGAAUAUUUUCAAAAUGGUGGAAAGAGGAAAGCCCUGGAGAAAGAUGAAAAAAGAGCAGUGCUUGCUUCGCCUCGCCAGCCAGCCUUAAACACACAUGGAACGUCCAGAUUUGAAGAUCAUAUAACAAGUUUCAGCUUCGUAAACACGGAAAUCAUAACUCAGGAGUUACUACAGCCCUCUGGAAAGAUCAGACUACUUGAUGUUGGCAGCUGCUUUAAUCCGUUUCUGAAGUUUGAAGAAUUUCUGACCGUUGGUAUAGAAUCGUGCCUUGCUGUUGAGAGCGUGUAUAAAUGUGACUUCUUGAACCUGCAGCUUCAGCAACCACUCCAACUGGCCAAGAUGCUAUAGAAUGCGUUUUUAAAGCAGCUGAAAAGCCCAGUUGAUUCUCUUCCCGGAGAGCUUUUUUCAUGUUGUGGUUUUCUCUCUCCUCCUUCUUACUUUCCUUCACCUUACCAGCUGAUCUGUUGCAAGAAGGCUCACGAACUUUUAGUCUUGAACGGUCUGUUGCUCAUCAUCACCCCCGACUCCUCCCACCAGAAUCGCCACGCCAUGAUGAUGAAAAGCUGGAAGAUCGCCAUCGAGUCCCUGGGCUUUAAGCGUUUCAAGUAUUCCAAGUUUUCCCAUAUGCAUCUAAUGGCCUUUCGGAAAAUUUCUCUGAAAACCACAAGCGACCUGGUUAGCAGAAACUACCCCGGCAUGCUGUACAUCCCUCAGGAUUUCAACAGCGUGGAAGAUGAGGAGUUUUCCAACCCCUCCUGCUACGUCCGGUCCGACCUGGAAGACGAGCAGCUCGCGUACAGUUUCACGGAGCUGCCGGACGCCCCGUAUGAUUCCGACUCGGGGGAAAGCCAGGCCAGCUCCAUCCCUUUCUAUGAGCUAGAAGACCCCAUCCUACUUCUAAGUUAGUACGGCAGCUAAAGCGCCCCUUCCCGUUCCAGACUCCUUUAUGGCCUAAACUAAUUUGGAAUACUAAUACGGGCUCAGUACUUACGACGUGGUUUGCAUAGAAGAAUUGCAAAGGUUUACAGAGUUUGCUAUUUUUUCUACUUCUGAAUUUUAAAAUAUUAUUCUUGGUAUAGAAGCUUAAAGUUUCAUGCAGAACGAUUCCCAUCGUAGCAGAAACAACUGUUACUUUCUCUAGGAUUUGUAGCACUAAAAAUAUCUCACA